Messenger RNA from Tuber aestivum (summer truffle), 2213 nucleotides. NCBI's taxonomy places the organism in Eukaryota, Fungi, Ascomycota, Pezizomycetes, Pezizales, Tuberaceae. The record is from the annotation of a GenBank genome assembly.
AUGGCACACGUAAUGGAACACCCAGACACCACAAACCCAACGGCUUUCGACCCCUACUCAACAAACGAUAUAUUCCUCCUUACAAGCUUGACCUCGGGGUCUUCCGCUAUCAUCACGGCAACCAGUCGUCUUGAGCAUCUUCUCAAGUCACAUAAAAUUCCCUUCAAGCCAGUAGAUCUGGCCACCGAUGUACGUGCGCGCCGGAUCUGGUCUAACAAGGGGAAUGGUCGUAGACUACCUGGUGUAGCUAGAGACGGUGAGAUCUUGGGUGUAAGUUUCCUUCCUAAAUCCAUCGAUGUGUUCUCAUUCGCAGGCGAGAAAGUUUGGGCUAACGAAGGGGAUGACAUAGAACUUCGAAGAACUAGAGGAGUGGAAUGAGUACGGGGAGCUCAAACAGAGGCUCGGAAUCAAGAAGACCAAGAAGAAGAAGAAGAAGGCUGACAGCGAGAAGAAAGGGGAGGGGAAGAACGUUAUGGACGGGAGCACAAGCGGGCCGGCUGCUAUGGUUGGGUCGAAGCCAAACGCUGAAGCUAUGGUUACCCCUGAUGGCAGUGGCGCAGGAAGCGGUGCCACUGUUGCUGCUGCUGCCGCCGCGGUCGCGGCGGGCAUGAAGAAGGGUAAGGGAUUGAAGAGCGCAGUCGAGGGAGUCGAGGGUAAGAAGGAGACUGGGUCAGUCACUGAAACCAAGGGUAAUGCCAACGUUGAGGUCGAGACUACGGUUGGCGAUGGGGAGUCUUCAGAAAAGGGGAAGGAGGUUGCUAAGGAGGAAAUCAGGGCGGAAAUACCUGUUCAGGUAGCUGAACCUGUUAUCGAAGAAACUGUCUCUGAAGAAAAGGUUGCUGAGCAGAAGGAAUUACUAAAGCUCCAGCCCACUAUUACCGAAGAGAAGGAAGAACUAAAGUUAGAGGUUGAGGAAGUUACCGAGAAGGAUGAGCCAAAGUCCGGAUCCGUUACUGAAAGGAAGGUCGCUGAGAAAGUUAGUCCAAGGUCAGUGACUGAAGAAGUUGCGGAAGUAGAACCCGGAGUCGAGGCCGUUCUGGAGGGGGAAGUUAUCGCGAAAGAAGAAUCAACCGCCGAGACUGCCCCCGGAGAGAAAGUUGUUGAAGAGUGCGGGCCCGAGCCAGAGACUGAGGAACCUGCCAAAACCGAAGAAUCGAGGACGCUUAAUGAACCAGAGACCGCCGAAGAAUCAACCCCUCAGCCUGAGGUAAUCGUCCUCAUCGAGAAACAUGAAGAUAUAAAGGAACCCGAGGAGGAGGUUCUUGAGAAAGAGGAACCAGCCACAGGGACCAAACCUGAAGAAACCCCUACCCCUACCGAAGCCAAAGAAGAGGACGUAAAGGCUGAGCCUGAGGAGAAAGUCGAACCCAAGGCGGAGGACACUAAGGUUGAAGAAGUCGAGGAGAAAACUGAGCCUGGGUCUGAGGUGAAGGUUGGGGAAACCAAAGGGGAAGUGAAAACCUCUGGGCCCGAGGAUAAAGUCGAGAGAGCUAAAGAAGAAGUAAACCCCUCAGAGCCUGGGCCGGAGAAUGCAGCUGCCGAAGAAGCUAAGGAGGCAGUGGUUCCUGGGCCUGCCAAGCCUAACGCCGAAGAAGCCAAAGUGGAGAAUGUCACCGCACCCGAGGAGCUGAGGGCGGCGGAGGUCGAGGAACAGAAACCUGUUAAGGUCGAGAAGUUAAGAGUGGGUGUCAGGGAAACCAAGGAAGAGGAUAGGCCCGCCGAGACCGAAAAGCCCGAGGUUAAGGAAGCCAAAGGGGAGGAAAUUCCUGGGCACCCGGGGCCUAAAGAAGUCGGGGCCGGGGCCAAGACGGCGAAGUCCCCGAUACCAAAGGAAGAGCCUGCUUCCUCGAAGCCUGCAACACCUAAACCAGUCAAAACAACCCCAGCCCCUACUGAGGCCCCGAAGCCAACUGAAGCAUCAAAUGCUGCUGAACCGCAAAGACCCAGAUCUGAGCCCACCGACACACCCACCCCGGACCCCCCUCAACCCAAAGAAAAGUCGGCAAUAGAAAUAACCGAAGAAGCCCUUGCAAAGGGUAAGUCCACCCCCCCACCUUCACAUAAACCGCAACCCAAAAGAACACCCCCCUAUAGUGAACUCACUGAAGACAUUACCCUUUCUUCAAGAUACCAAUACUCCUACUCCUCCUUCCCCCGCGGUGCGAUCCCAAGAAUGAAAAAAAGAAUCACCAAAUUGGAAAAUGGAUAAACCA